AUGAAAGUCCUCCUCCUAGGUCUCACCGGCAACGUAGGCUCUCGUCUCCUCCCCUCACUUCUCGCACACAAUCAUUCAGUCGUUGCGUUCGUCCGCUCCCCCUCCAAAAUCCCCUCCGAAAUCAAAUCCAAACUCGCCGCCCUCGUCGUUGGAUCUGCAACCGACAGCAACGCCAUCAGAACCGCAAUUCUCGAACAUGAAUGCGAUGCAGUCGUUAAUGCGGCUGGUGUAGCCGCCAUGACGGGUUUCACUGCUCAAGGAGAGUUCACGGCGAUUUUUGAGGCGGUGGUGAAGGUGUGUAGUGAGGCUGGGAAGGAACGGGGAGUACCGAUUAGAUGUUGGUUUAUGAGUGGGUUUGGGAUCUUGGAUGGGCCGAAGAAGGGGUGUUUGUUAAGCGAUUUUAUCCCACUCUUCCCCUCCCACAAGCGAAACUACGCACUCAUCAAAUCCAUCCCCCCUUCAACCCUCGCCUGGUCCCUCUUCUGCGCCAUGGAAAUGCCUCCUAAACACCCAUCACCGCAGUUCCCUCCCUCUCCUGACUCCCCAGCCGAUAACCUGAUUGCGAAAGCUGAUUCCCCACCGAAUUGGAAUGAGAAAUGGAAGAAAGUGCCGCUGAUAGGCAAUUAUCUUAAUAUUAUGACACAGAUGCAGGGAUAUGUCGCGGGUUUGGAGAGGUGUGCGGAUUUUAUUGCGGGGGAUUUGGAGAAGGGGAUGGGGAGUGAGUGGGUGGGGAGGAGGGUGGGUGUUGUGGAGAGGAGUAAGGUUAUUUGA
This is a messenger RNA of Glarea lozoyensis ATCC 20868, 771 nucleotides long. Its product is annotated as NAD(P)-binding Rossmann-fold containing protein. The record is from RefSeq and is a predicted model, not a curated record. Bases 1 to 771 code for a protein of 256 amino acids. The transcript has 2 exons. Lineage: Eukaryota; Fungi; Ascomycota; Leotiomycetes; Helotiales; Helotiaceae.